Lycium ferocissimum is the source of this 1429-nucleotide messenger RNA. RefSeq names its product autophagy-related protein 3. Bases 168 to 1109 code for a protein of 313 amino acids. Gene Ontology annotation, biological process: autophagy of mitochondrion; autophagosome assembly; nucleophagy. Lineage: Eukaryota; Viridiplantae; Streptophyta; Magnoliopsida; Solanales; Solanaceae. Gene Ontology annotation, molecular function: Atg8-family ligase activity. The transcript is spliced from 10 exons. Gene Ontology annotation, cellular component: cytosol; cytoplasmic ubiquitin ligase complex. The record is from RefSeq and is a predicted model, not a curated record.
CGGGUCUUAGGAAAAAUUAAAAUAAUCCUAAUCGUCCCAAAUCUCUAAUUAAGUCUGGAGAAAGGAACUUCUGCCUUGUCUUUUCUCGCAAUCAACUUUCGAAAGAGUAGAAAAGACGAAAGUUGUUUGUUCUUACUUUUCAUCAGAGCUUUGAUCAUCAACUGAUAAUGGUGUUGUCACAGCUUCACGGAGCAUUCAAGGGUACGGUAGAGAGAAUAACUAGUCCUCGUACCGUUUCUGCUUUCAAAGAGAAAGGCGUUCUCAGCGUCAGCGAAUUCGUCUUAGCUGGCGAUAAUCUUGUCUCCAAAUGCCCUACCUGGUCUUGGGAAUCAGGUGAGCCUAAUAAGAGGAAGUCGUAUUUACCGGCUGACAAGCAAUUCUUGAUAACUAGAAAUGUUCCUUGUCUGAGAAGAGCUGCAUCAGUAGAGGAAGAAUAUGAGGCUGCUGGAGGUGAAGUUCUUCUUGAUAAUGAGGACAAUGAUGGUUGGCUGGCAACUCAUGGCAAACCAAAAGAAAACAAUGGUGCGGAGGAUGAUAACUUGCCAUCUAUGGAAGCAUUAGAAAUCAGCAAAAAGAACACUAUCCAGUCAAUCCCAUCAUACUUUGGAGGUGAGGAAGAGGAAGACAUACCCGACAUGGGAGAGUAUGAGGAAGCUGACAAUCUUAUAGAAACAGACCCUGCUACCCUUCAGACCACGUAUCUUGUGGCCAAUGAGCCUGAUGAUGACAACAUUCUAAGAACACGAACCUAUGAUGUCAGCAUCACGUAUGACAAAUAUUAUCAAACACCUCGUGUGUGGCUCACUGGAUAUGAUGAGUCAAGGAUGCUUUUGCAGCCUGAGCGCGUACUUGAAGAUGUCAGUCAAGAUCAUGCACGCAAGACGGUGACCAUUGAAGACCAUCCACAUCUGCCAGGGAAACAUGCUUCCGUACAUCCUUGCCGACAUGGGGCUGUGAUGAAGAAAAUUAUUGAUGUUCUGAUGUCGAGAGGAGUUGAACCUGAAGUUGACAAGUACCUUUUCCUAUUCUUGAAGUUUGUGGCUUCGGUUAUUCCAACAAUUGAAUAUGAUUACACCAUGGACUUUGAUCUUGGUAGCAGCAGCACCUGAUUUGCAGUCAACUUCCUUCGGUUGAUAGAUGCUGCGCAUAGCAUGAGAAGCAGCCAAAUGAUCUGAUGACGAUGCAUCUGUUGGUGUCACGAGCAUGUUACCAACAAUUGUACAUACUGUUAAUAGACGUUGUUCUGGAUAUGUGGAGCAUGCAUGAUGAAUUGUCAGCAUGCCUUGUUUAUUGUAUAUUAACAAGAGGAAUUACGGUUACUUUGAGAUUUAAGCUUGCACGAUCCACUUGAAGGUUGAAAUUGUUUAUUAAUGUCGUCUUCAAAAGUUAACUGAAUGAAAGCAACAAAAACGAUAGUGCUGCCUUCGAA